Olea europaea var. sylvestris is the source of this 1738-nucleotide messenger RNA. Its product is annotated as nicotinamide adenine dinucleotide transporter 1, chloroplastic-like. Gene Ontology annotation, molecular function: NAD transmembrane transporter activity. NCBI's taxonomy places the organism in Eukaryota, Viridiplantae, Streptophyta, Magnoliopsida, Lamiales, Oleaceae. The transcript is spliced from 9 exons. The record is from RefSeq and is a predicted model, not a curated record. The coding region runs from base 369 to 1310 and encodes 313 amino acids. Gene Ontology annotation, biological process: NAD transmembrane transport.
UAGCGAGUUCCGUUUCUCCUCGGUCCUCCCAAUUUUCUUUUCUCCCUACUUUUCUCUCUCUAACCCCAGCCCACCCCACGCCAGCGCCUGCCAUUUAUUUCUCAGAUUCUCGAUCACAUCGCGGCGAUUGGAAUUACUGCACAAAUGUAUAUACAAAUGCCCUAGUUCGAUUGAUAUGUUAUCGACUUAUUCCCGAAAGAGUGGUUACUGAGCUCGUUAAUUGGAGUUGUCCAAAUUGGCCAUGCGACUGUGGUUGUUUGCGAUCGGCCUCUCGAGAGAGGACUCUAUCAUCAAUCAGGGCGCCGGUAUUUGUUUUUUUGUUUCAAAAAUUGUUGAUUUUUUAGAAGCCGAUUGUUGUAGAUUCAUCCAUGGCCGCCGAUGCUCAUGGCCCUAACCCCAAGGUCCUCCUCUGCAACGCCGGGGCUGGUGCUGCAGCAGGUGUGAUUGCGGCUACUUUUGUAUGCCCUUUAGAUGUUAUCAAGACUAGGUUUCAAGUCCAUGGGCGUAUUGCUAAUGCUAACAUCAAAGGUAGUGUAAUAGUAGGGAGUUUAGAACAGAUAUUCCAAAAGGAGGGGUUGCGUGGCAUGUACCGUGGACUCUCCACUACAGUGCUGGCAUUGCUUCCUAAUUGGGCAGUGUACUUUACUAUCUAUGAUCAACUAAAAUGUUUUCUUGGCGCCGAUGAUGUAAACCAUCAGUUGUCCAUUGGUGCUAAUAUGGUAGCUGCUUCUGGUGCUGGAGCUGCAACAACCAUUACCACAAAUCCUCUUUGGGUUGUCAAGACGAGACUCCAAACACAAGGAAUGCGGUCAGGUCUGGUGCCUUACCGGAGCACACUAUCUGCCUUGAGGAGAAUUGCUCAUGAAGAGGGUAUCCGUGGAUUAUACAGUGGUCUCGUGCCAGCUUUGGCUGGGGUUAGUCAUGUAGCAAUUCAGUUUCCAGCAUAUGAGAAGAUUAAAAGUUACUUGGCUGAUCGGGAUCACACCAAAAUGGAUCAACUUAGUGCAAGAGAUGUGGCUGUAGCUUCAUCAGUAUCUAAAAUAUUUGCUUCCACAUUGACGUAUCCACAUGAGGUUGUGCGCUCAAGGCUUCAAGAUCAAGGGCACCACUCUGAGAAGCGGUACUCCGGCGUUGUAGACUGCAUUAAGAAAGUUUUUCAGAAAGACGGAAUCCCAGGUUUUUAUCGGGGGUGUGCCACCAAUCUGCUUAGGACCACUCCAGCUGCCGUAAUUACAUUUACCAGUUUUGAAAUGAUUCAUCGCUUUCUUGUUACAGCAUUCCCUCCUGAUCCACACCCUCAACCAUUCUGAAUAUCAAACUCCUGGAAAGCGGCCAACUAAAUGUUUCAUGGCGUUGACGAAUUGGUGCAUCUGAUCAAAUUAAGCAAGCCCUGAUUUUUUUAUCUAUUUUAAUCGUUAUCAACAUUGACAAUUAACUGCAACCUUUUUAAACAUGUGUGAUGCCAGAGUCUUCACAGAAAUAGCAAGGACAAUAGUGUACUGACAUUGAAAAUGAUGAUAAAUUAUGAUAGUACAAGAUAAUUGGAAGUUAGCAAUUCUUUCUUCAAGGAAUUUCUGUAAUUUUCAACCCUGUAUUUCUGUCUGAAUGUAACGAUUCCAGCAAAUGGAAAUGUGUGUUUGGGCCAUGGACUUGUUGCUGUCAUUUUUCUGUAAUUGUAGUUUUUUUUAUUUUCCAUCCUAUGUGGAAGUCCCUAAAUGAAUUCAGCUGUCCAGGUUCA